Messenger RNA from Myripristis murdjan (pinecone soldierfish), 2224 nucleotides. RefSeq names its product fibrinogen-like 1 (gene fgl1). The record is from RefSeq and is a predicted model, not a curated record. The transcript has 7 exons. Gene Ontology annotation, cellular component: fibrinogen complex. Gene Ontology annotation, molecular function: protein-macromolecule adaptor activity; extracellular matrix structural constituent. NCBI's taxonomy places the organism in Eukaryota, Metazoa, Chordata, Actinopteri, Holocentriformes, Holocentridae. Gene Ontology annotation, biological process: blood coagulation, common pathway; fibrinolysis; blood coagulation. The coding region runs from base 31 to 1008 and encodes 325 amino acids.
AAGCCUUUUGUGCUCUUGAGCAGGGAGAGGAUGGGAGGCGUCCUGUUGCUUCUCAUCGGACUGAUGGUCAUCACGGCUGGCUGUCCGUCUUUGGCUGCAUCAGACAGCUGUCAUGAGGAGUUGACUCGUCUGAGGGAACAAGAGAAACUUCUGAAGAGCCGUGUUCAGAAACAAGAACUCCUCCUGCACAGAUUACAGCUACUGAACCAACCGCAGUCUGGCAACAAGACCAAACCCAGACAAGACCAGGCCCAGAGCACACAGCACAGAGACUGUGCCCAGGUCUUCAUCUCUGGCUCCAAAUCCAGUGGUUUCUACAGUGUCAAACCCCAGGGCAGCCCCUCUCCAGUCAGAGUCUACUGUGAUAUGACUGAAGGAGGAGGCUGGACAGUCAUACAGAGACGGGUUGAUGGCUCCGAGAGGUUUAACAGGUCAUGGGCUGAGUAUAAGGAUGGUUUUGGAGACAUGGAGUCACAAUCAGGAGAGUUUUGGCUGGGAAAUGACAACCUGCAUUACAUUACUGCACAAGGAGAUUAUUCUUUAAGAAUUAACAUGGAAGACUUUCAGGGUAACCAACGCUACGCAGAUUACAAGAACUUCAAGGUGGCUCAUGAAAAGGACCAAUAUCGACUUACCUUUGGAAGCUACUUGGGUACAGCUGGAGAUGCUCUGUCUGGUAACUAUCAGGUCGGUGUGUCAGAGUGGGCCAGUCACCAGGGCAUGAAGUUCAGCACCUAUGACCAGGACAAUGACAACUACAUCAGAAGCUGUGCCCAGGAAGACAAAGGAGGCUGGUGGUUCAACAGGUGCCAUUCAGCCCAUCUUAAUGGCCUGUACUACCAUUACGGACACUACAGUGCGAAGACAGAUGAUGGUGUAGUUUGGUUCACUUGGCGAGGAUGGUGGUACUCACUCAAGACGAGCAUCAUGAAGCUCAGACCUUCUGAGUUCAGAAUUGAUCCAACUGACGACCCCAAUGCUGUUCGAAAUCUUGGCUCUCCUUCCUAAGUCAGCGAUGAGGGACAAGGCAUAAGCGGGUGUCAAACUUUUGUGGUAUGACUAUCUUGGCCAACAACACCCCGGUAAAGAGAAUCAUAAUAGUAUUCUUCAAGCAUUGCUGGAAAAUAUGUUCAAAUAUACACUUGAGAACAUAUUUAAGGCUUCAAAACUACAUUUACUGGGUCUUUUUAAAACACAUACAUUCCAGACAUAAAUGCACGUAAGAUGCAAUGAAGAUGUGAUCACACAAACCAUCUCUACAAGCAUUUUGACUGAGGCCAAAAACAGUCCCAUACAGCAGUGAUUCCCAACCAGGUGUACGCGUACCCCUAGGGGUACGCGAGCACAUUGCAGGGGGUACGUGGAAACAUUUCAUAACAUUACAACUUUUGGAGAAUCAUCAGCACAUAUGAGUGAGGGGGUACUCAUGGUCUGACAAAAAGGCUCAGGGGGUACACAAGACGAAAAAGGUUGGGAAACACUGCCAUACAGCAUUUGUACAAGAGCUUAUUACGGCCAAUUGCAUUUUAAAGUUUUGCAACCUGUAGUGGUCCUGUAAAUAACAACACUGUGCUGUCAUAUUAAGGAAGUGAUAAAUGAUGCUCGUAGGGUGAUGGAUCUGUCAAUCACCUUUCCUUUCACUCAGCUGAUUAGGGUUUAAAUCCAAGCCAGAGCAGUGUUUUCGUAACCUUAACCCUGACCUUUUCCUAACCUUAACCCAGUAUUUAGACAGCCUAUUCAGACAGCCUAUGUGGUCAUAUGGGUGGGAGGACUUUUGGCAUUUUGCAGGGACUUUUGGCGUUUUGCAUUAUGAGUGUACCAAUCUGUGUUUUGGUGAGGGGAAGGCAAAUCUGAUUCCAUUUUUCAAGCAAACAGUUUGGUUAAGCUUGGAAAUAUGGACCUCAUGCAGCAAGAAACAGCUCUGAAGCAUUGCCCCGAUGCAGCAAUUACACCUAAUCCUUAAUGUAUGUAUUUAAGAAGCUGCAGACCAUAAUUCAGUGCAUGGAUUGUGUGUAACCAGAACACCCACAUGCAUACAGUAUUAACAUAAACCCUUUAUGCAGUUAUUUAGACUAACUCACAAACACUUGAAUUCAUUUUAUGCCUUGAAAUGAAUGAAAGGCAAAAGACAAAGAACCACUUGCGAUUCAAAUUGCCAAUGCAUGCCUUCAAGGUUGAUCAUCACACUCCAUACUUCAUCCCAACUCAUCUUGAACAUAUAGCA